Messenger RNA from Hemiscyllium ocellatum (epaulette shark), 2734 nucleotides. RefSeq names its product NADPH oxidase organizer 1a (gene noxo1a). The coding region runs from base 54 to 1541 and encodes 495 amino acids. The record is from RefSeq and is a predicted model, not a curated record. Lineage: Eukaryota; Metazoa; Chordata; Chondrichthyes; Orectolobiformes; Hemiscylliidae. Gene Ontology annotation, molecular function: protein binding; phosphatidylinositol binding; superoxide-generating NADPH oxidase activator activity. The transcript has 8 exons. Gene Ontology annotation, biological process: superoxide anion generation.
ACAGUCAGCACAUUCAUAGCCUGGAGAGCUCCGAGCAAGAAUCAAUCAGCACAAUGAGCAAGAGGUUCCCGCUGCAGGUCCGCAUUAUUGGAUUAAUGCAACACAAGAAGAUAAAGACCUAUCUUUCAUCAGUCCUGUGGUCUGAUCAGAAUGAUGUUAUUGUGUACAGGACAUUCGCAGAAUUUAAGAAACUGCAUAAAGCCAUUGUGAAGAAGUACCCUUUAGAAGCUGGCCGUAUUAAAAAGUCAGACCGCGUUCUCCCCAAAUUCCAAGAUAUCUCCAGAAGGGAGAAAAGGCAAGCCCGAGUCAGUAGAUCAGUGCUCAGGAUCGGAAUGCUGCAGGAAUAUUGUGAUCGUUUAUUGACGUCUUCCACUAAGAUCCCUGAGGACCGAGAUAUUGUCCAAUUCUUCCUGGCCACCAACAGUGACCUGGCACCGUCCUUUCCCUCAGACAGCGUUAUUGUCAUGCCUUCAGCAGUAGAGAAGAGGAGAGAGACCCUCCGGCGUUCUGCCAGAACCGGCGCCCAGUCUAUCACCCAGCCCAUGGCUUCAGAGAAUUACAGAUGCAUCGCAACUUAUGAAACCAAAGAUACCAAGAGCAAGCCGUUUAAGGUGCUGGAGGACGAAACCGUCGAUGUUAUAGCCAAGAACACAUCAGGUUGGUGGCUUGUGGAGAAUGAAGAGAAGCAAUUAGCCUGGUUUCCAGCUCCCUAUCUCAAAAAAUGCCUUACUUCUGUCAAAUCUGGGGACUCAUUCAUUGAAACAUCAGGCGAAUACCAAUAUUAUGCUGUUAAAAGCUAUGAAAAGAAAAAUGAAGAUGAACUAUCCGUGCAUGUGGGUGUUAUAGUUGAAGUCUUGAAAAAGUCCAGUGAUGGAUGGUGGUUUAUUAGGUAUGAUGGUCAGUCUGGGUAUGUCCCAUCGGUCUAUCUGCAGCCAUACAAAAACCCUCAUUCGAAAUUACAGAUUCUAACCAAGCCGGCCAGAUGUGCUUCCACUCCAGAUCUCACUAUCACCGUUGACAAUUCAUCUGUGCUGUCAAAUGUUGAAAAGCAGAAGUUGCGGAGAAGCCAAGACUGUUCCCACACAAAAACCACCGGUGUCACUCUUAAACUGCAAAGGCAAAAAUCAAGGUCUUCCACCUACUUGCCAGAUGAAAACCUAUCUGAAGGUGAAUUGAGCCUCCCCAACUCAGACGAGUCAGACAGCAGGUCAGAAAGCGUGUGUGAUGAUAGUUCAGACAAAUCAGAGUUGACUGAGGAUGAUAGUUUACCAGAUAGUUACCACGUCCUUAAAGGCUCCGAUAAUGUAGCAAGACUGUUUGAGAACCUAACUGGGUCUGCUGAGACCAUGUCCAAGAACGAUUCGGGAGUGGAAAACGUGGAUUUGAGUGACAGCCCUGACACUUCAACAGAUGUGACUCCCAGAAUACCUCCAAGGCCACAUCGCCAAGAAAUACUCUCAAGGUGCACCACCUUCACCAAGAACAUGGUUCUCCGCUCUCAAAACCAUCCCACCUUCCAAAGUUACAUAACAGAACCUUAGGUUGCUCAACCAAAGUAUUGCUGAGGAAGAAACGUUUUGUUUCAUUUUUACUUAAACAAUAUUUGAAAAAGUAUGCAGAAGCUGCAAAUUUUGUACAAUUUAUUUGAGGGAAAUAUAGGUAGUAAGUGUUAGUUUUUCAGUUCAUGUUGCUGAAUGUAUUCAACUGCCACUCAGCAGAGUAGAUAUGUUAAUCCAUUAUAAGGGUCACAAUGAAGGCAAACAUACUAAUUACUCUUUGACUUUGUGGAAAAUUCCUUCAAUUGGACUCUGUUGAACUAGCCUAUCUUUUCAUAAUGAGAGAGUGACACCAGGAUUGACUAGGGGAAUGCUAAUUUUCAGCACAUCCUAAAUGACAAUCAUGUAAAUAACAAUUAAUGAUGUUUAAUUAAUAAAUCAAUAUUUAAUAAUUUUUAAAUAUAUUAAAAUACUAAUUUUGGGACAUACUGAAAUGAAACUCGUUCAGCUUGACACAUAUUGAAAUGGUUUUAACGCGAUGCUAUAAUGAAGAUAGUCAUUGGUUUAAGAGCUUGUGCUGCUUGUUAAGUUUAUUAAUACCUCUGGCUGCCUUUGAGGCAUCCAAAUCAAAUAACAUUGUCAUAGGUCUGUAAACCAGUCCCAGACUAAUGUGAUUGUUUUUUGAUCGCCAUCUCUGUUAUAACGAAAUACUGUCAACUAUCAACUUUUCAGAGUACUUCUGGAUAGCCAGCAAAGCUAGCAUACAAAUUUUACAAAAAAGAAAAGCUUUACUAAAGGAUCACAGGUUGAAAAGAAGGGCUUCUUCAGUUAUUGCUGAACAUUGUGUCAUUAUACACUCUUCAAGAAAAGUGACUCAAGUUUAUCUGGUCAACCACCACGCUGCCCAAGUGUCCAAGGAAAUCAAAAAAAAUCAUGCUCUAAUUUAACAAGUGGUUCUUCUAUUCAAAUGUGAGCAAGUUGUAUUUUCCAUAAUGGAAUAAAAAAGCUGUUUUGUCAUUGUACAGCAAUAGCUUAUAUUAAGAAAUGUAACCAGGUGUUUUUGAGAUGUGGGAUGGUACAAUAACUGCAGUAGAAAUGUAUCAGGAAUCAUGUCCCUUGCUUUUAGGUAAACAGCUGGUUUUCUGGUUCAGCUAUAUUUGCUGUUUAUUUCCUUUUCAAAUGAUUCUGUACUUUUGGGUUAUGCAAAAUUGCAAUAAACAUUUAUGUAUUUUAAAAUA